AGGAGGCAUAGUUGCCCAGCCGAAGGCAAGGCAACGGACAGGACGAACACGAAAGGAUGGAUGGACCGACGGUGGCGGCGUUGGCGGUGGCGGCCACGACUGGGGUGGGGGCUGCCACCGGAAUCGUGUGCUAGGGUUCGUCCGCAUGGUGGAAGGCAGACUCUGGUGGUCAAUCGGGCGCCGCGCACCACAGCAGCGACGCGUCACUGCACCCCGUUAGUUGCACGUGCUCCAGCGCACCGUCGCUCAUCGGGCAACCAGGCGCGAUAAACAGCACCCGCCAGCCGUGAAAGUUGCCACCCUCCGUUUCGGACACGUCGCGGCGACAGUGCGGAGUGUACGCCUCAGUGAAACUCGAGGUUCACCCUCGAUCUCCGAUCUUAAUUAGCCUACUCUUCUAAUAAUCUAUACGACAGACCCUCACGUGUUUGGUUUGGUGAUCAGUGAUCGCGAGAUUUUUCGACGAGCCGCGUGCGUCGAGGUUUGUGCGACGUUUCGUGAACUCGGGCUUGCGGAUAGUGCUUUCAGCUGGUGACAAGAUCCGGCCUGACCACGGCCAUUCUCGACACGCACUGUGUUAGCGUGGCCGGAGGUGGCGGCGGCGGAAGCGGAGGCAGCGGUGGAGGCGGCCGGUUGAGUCUGCACUUGCGUCCGUGCAGCUCCGGCAGCGGCGUCGGAGGCGGUGGCGGUGUCGGAAGCGGAAGUGACGGAGGACCGUCCGAAUACCCGCCAAGCGCUGCGGCUGCGAGGAGCAGGGAAGCGGCGGCGGCGGCGCUGCACGCAGCAAGGACGUUGCUGGGCGCGGGGGUGGCUAACCCUUGCUCACCCACCCCCGAGUCGCCCUUCUGGAAAAUGCCCCAUAAAGAGGAGGACUUGAUGCACGGGGGUGGCGCGGGUAUCGGAGGUGGUUCUAUGGUCGGACAGAACUCAAUAUUUGGAUGCUCGGCUGCAGGGCACAGCGGAGUUAAUCAACUCGGCGGCGUUUAUGUCAAUGGACGGCCAUUGCCCGACUCCACGAGGCAGAAGAUCGUGGAAUUGGCCCAUAGCGGGGCGAGACCCUGUGAUAUUUCGCGCAUCCUUCAGGUCAGCAAUGGCUGCGUUUCGAAGAUUCUCGGACGAUAUUACGAGACGGGCUCGAUCAAGCCUCGAGCGAUCGGCGGUAGUAAACCGCGCGUGGCGACGACGCCGGUGGUCAACAAAAUUGCCGAUUACAAGCGCGAGUGUCCCUCGAUCUUCGCCUGGGAGAUUCGGGAUCGGCUGCUUCAGGAAGGCGUCUGCAACAACGACAACAUACCUAGCGUAUCGUCGAUCAACAGGGUGCUGAGGAAUUUGGCCUCGCAGAAAGAGCAACAAGCGGCUGCUGUGCAGGCGCAUCAGGGCGCGGAAAGCGUUUACGAUAAGCUGAGGAUGUUCAACGGGCAGGCGGGCUGGCCCCCCGCAUGGUAUUCCGCCACUCCUUCUCAUCAUACCCUUGCUACCGGCAUUCCAACGGCGGCCACCCCUAGUUCCGGGCAAUCUCUUCUGCCCGGUGGUCAACUUCAUGGGCGCGACGAUUCUCUGCUCAAACGAUCCGACGCCGGCACCCUUCUGUCCCAUCAGCAGGAGACGACGUCCGAUGGUAAUUCGGAGCACAAUUCCUCGGGCGACGAGGACUCCCAGGUGCGGCUCCGACUGAAACGGAAACUUCAGCGCAAUCGAACGUCCUUCUCCAACGAGCAGAUCGACAGUCUGGAAAAAGAAUUCGAGCGGACACAUUAUCCGGACGUGUUUGCACGGGAGCGUCUCGCCGAGAAGAUUGGAUUGCCUGAGGCACGUAUCCAGGUAUGGUUCAGUAAUCGCAGGGCCAAGUGGCGUCGCGAAGAGAAAUUACGAAACCAACGGAGGGCCGCCGUCGAUCAGGUAGUAGGAGGCGGAACCGGCGGGGGUGGCAGCGGCGCAGCACCUCCAGCAGCGACUCCGGCGACACCUCGGCUACCCUUGAACGCUGGAUUCAAUGCCAUGUACUCCUCGAUACCGCAGCCGAUCGCCACCAUGCCUGACACUUACAGUUCAAUGUCGAGCAGCUUGGGCGGGUCAAUGGGUGGAAGUUGCCUUCAACAGCGAGCCGAGGGUUACCCGGCGUAUGUGUUCCACGAGCCUCUCCACUCCCUUACGCAAUCUUACUCUCACGCGCACAGUACAGCUGCGCACUCGCAACCCCAUCGCGGGAUACCGACCUCCCACGGGGGUACCCCCACCACGCCCGGAGGGCAGCCAGCGGGACCAGGCGGUGCCCCUUACCAGCCGACGACCUCCACCGCAACCGGUGUGAUAUCAGCAGGCGUAUCAGUGCCGGUGCAGAUUCCGUCGCAGACCCAGGACCUGACGGGCAACUACUGGCCCAGGCUCCAGUGAUCCCAGCUCUUCGGGUUCCCGGCCGCGAGCUUGCUCGUUGGCCAGGAGAGCCCGCCACCACCUCCGCCCGCCCCUGGAAUGGUGCCCCGCCCGCUCCUUGCUUCCCUCGGGAUUCCGACGCAACCCCCUCAGCAUCAGCCCAGUACGCCGGCGACCACCCCAGUGCACACCUCCGAUACCAGUGAGUGAGCCAACAGAACGAACCAACGAUCCUACGAAUUUACCAAUCUACCAAUCUACGAAUGAACAUGCAUUUCGUCGAACCCGGGUCAUGCAGGGUAUACCCAUUUUACCUAUUUACCUAACCUUACCAGUCUACCCAAGUCCAGCAAACCACCAGACCUUCUCAGCCGCAGUUACUUAUUAUCGCCUACUCGAGACACACGGAUCACUGUCUCCGACGCUAAGCGAGAUACGAGAGAAGGGAGAUACGUGGAGAAAGGAACAUAGAAAUUUUCCUGAUCUCCCUUCGCCAUUCUCUCGGAGCCAGCUUCUUCGCCGUUGCGUCGUCCCUUUUCUACUCUUCAGUCAAAUGUAUAAAUAUAACAUGGACAGUCGAUUUAACGAACGCUCCGAAGGACAAUCGAAAUUGGUUGGUGAAUGUCGAACCGUAGACGGUUAAUCUCGAUUGGGAGCGAUUGGCGCAUUCGUAUCCGAUAAUUGCUGAGCGAUUAAGCGAAAUCUGGGAGAAAGAGCGUUCGGCGGUUGAACGUUCUCUCUCUCGCACUCGGCGAAGAUGCACCCUGGAUCGGGAGGAGCGCGGGGACUCUCGAAUAGAGGGGGAGGGGAACGUUCUCAUUCAGGAGCGUGGGGACUGAUAGCGUUUGCCGAGGGUGGAUUCUUCCGGCGGCCAUCGCGUUUAUCCGGAGAUAUGGCGUCGAGAAAUACGAGGGGGCCGCUAUAUCUAUCUAUUGCUCACUAUUCAGCCUUCGGUGCUUUCACUCGCAAUGCCAUGCCAAAGACACGAAAGCGAAUAAUUGCUCGCUCGUAAGUGACUGCCGGGGCUGCUCGUGUCCGUGAAAACUUUGUCACGUGGAUUCACGUUUUAUAUUAUCACCAUUCUUUCUUUCUUCUUUGCUUUUUACACCUUAGUCGUUACUCUUCACUUUAUGCGCCUCUAUCGUAUUUGCAAGGGAGACACGUGUGUCUUUAUUGCGUUCAGCCGUGAUAUAUGACAUGCGACACGUCAUAUUCAUUUUCCGUAUACAUGUAUUAUAAUCCUUUAGUACAAUUUUUAGUCAUUUUCGAUGGAUUAUUUUUUUUGAAAAUAAUUAAAAGCCACGAGAUUCCACUUAGUCGUGCGCAACAGCAAUACGUAGGAAAUGGAGCUGCGCUCCUUCGUGUACGGAACCUAUUCUGGUUUUUGCUUUGAUGAACGAACGUCAAUCCGAGACAGGGUUAUGUGCCAUUUAUGAUAAUUCGUUUAUCGUGGGGAUCCACGUUAAUGACUUUCUGACGUUUAUUUUCUAAUCGGAGACCGAGUUGUUUUAUCGUUUAAUUCAAAAUUACACUGAUAACCGGGCACGUAUUUCCCGCAUGGUUGCGUCGUAUUUUGUCAAUUUUGUCAUCGCGUCCAGCACGAUUUCGUCAAGUAUCAUUGUUUUUACGCCAUUUCGUAUCAGUACGCAAGCCGAUUAACUGGUAACCAGAUUCGCACAGGUUGCUCCGAUAUUGAAUACUGAACUGUUUUUUUAAAUAUUAAUCUCAUAAAAUUCCAAAGCUCUAUCCAUGGCUGUACCUCUAAAUGAAAAAUCAAACAGAAAUUCAUAAACUCAAAUUAAGCUCAACUUAUAUACUCCAUUACAAAAAAUUGAUCAAUUUUCAGUAUAAAUUUUUUGGUAUACAUUCUUUCUCGUAAUUUCAGAACCUGUCUAGCUCUCAGCACUAGGACGAUACAAGCAUUGCUAGCUUUUCGAAGUGUCCUGGACUUUCAUAAUCUCUACUAAGAUUCUCAAAAAAUAUUGUGUAUUUCCAUUUUUAACCGAGCUUAUUCCUUCUCCAAAGGUACACUACUGCCGAUGGUACUGGUACGAUGCGAUAACAAGUUCGUCAUGAUUCUGUUAAAAAUUUGAAAUAAGUUUUCUAGCGACAUUGGGAGGAGUUAGGUUGGGUUGGGUUAUCAUAGAAUUUAUACUGAUUUAAAGAGAAAUGUUUCCCCUUCAUAUUUCGGUUUAUUUUGUAAAAUAACUCUGUCGUGCAGGUAGGAUAACGAGGUUAUUCAGCAACCCUAUAUCCCGCGGCCGUUUUGACAAUUAAGAGAGAUUCUCUUAUGAUUUCUGUAUAAAGGGUAAUGUUAAAUAGGAUUUGUUACUCUCGUUAGUUUAUAAUGUACAUUUAGAAAUAUUGCCACUGUAUAUAAGUAAAGAUUAACAGUAGCGUUCAGACGCGCAUCCCACCUUCCAGCCCCCACAAGCCUUAACCGUACGUAAUCUUCAUACCACGAUCGACCGUCAGUGUAUUCCCUUUGAAAAUGGCAGAACCCGUUAGUCACUCACGAGUCCAAAAUAUCGUUUGAGUUAUUAAAGAAAUAAAUAUUAAUAAUAAUAAUCAUAAUAGCGAGCCUACAUUUACUUAAGUUUCAACCCGUCUCUCCUCAUUGACAUAUUUGACCAUUAAAUUUUUGCUUUCGAUCGGUAUCAGCGAAGCGCGCAGCUUUUCGAACGGGACAGAUGAAAAAUAAGAUUUCGUCUGAUCGAUGGGACCCGAGCGAGGUGUUCGACAAGAUUCUCUAUUGGGUCUCAUGGAACACGAAGAGAGGCGGAAACUCACGAAGGUUCCCGAACGAUCUCGCUGAUAACCUCGUGGGCGACUUUUCAUUUGAAUAAUUCGAUUCAGAUCUAAUGUUAUCUUUGUUCGUGACUUUUGAUUCCUUGGCAGAAUUUUAAUGAAAUUUUUUCAUAAAACAAUAUCCAAUAUAUCCAUCGAGCACACGUGAACACGUUUUAUUUUGGCGAAUUCAGUAAAUACCUCGUUAUUCAGCCCAAACGUACAACCUGAAGGUGGUUUUACUGUGAGAAUCAAAUGGACGCGCUAACUUCAGUUGGUGCAUUUCGACUGAAUAACUCAUAUGUUUAUGUAUAUUACAUAGAUGGAUCCAGUAAUACAGAAUCGAUACAAUUUUUCUUUAUCUUUAUAUGUUAAUCACUCAAUACAUUUCUGUCGACCGGAUCGCAAUCGUUGAUCGUGUUUCCUUGUAUCGAACUUAACAAUGAUUUAUUUAACAGACAUAUAUACUAGUUCCCGAGUAAGAACCUAUGAAAUUAAAAUGUCCAAUGAUCAGUCCGAAAAUUGAAACGAUUAAUCGCUUUGAUCUUUCGUUUCUGAGCAUUUCGUGAAAAUUGGAGAAGAUUCUUCUCGAUCGUUCGAAUAGCCUCUUGCGCAAUUUUUUCUUUUUUUUUUUCCGUAGCGAUGGUCUCUCAAGCAGAUAGAACAGUAGUUUACCGUGAAUAAUAAAUAAAAGCUAACCUCGACGGACGUAACCACGCGCAAAAAAAGAAACCCAAUCCGCAGCGCGGCAUCUCAUCUUAAAUAUCGCCUACGGUCUGUUUAACCAGUGUAAUUUGUUAGAAGUUUAUAUGAUACACCUAACGAAGAAUAAUGUAUAUUAGUUUUAAAUUUAUAUUUUUGGAAAAUAAACGAAUAAAAUGUGAAAUACUAUCUCGGAAGACUUCCAUUUGACGCGAGUAGUUUCGCUUCCAAUUUUAAGUAUCAAUUCGUCGAGAAUUCGAAUUGAGAACACGAAGUACUUGAUUUAUUCUUUUUAUACCACUUCCGCGUCUCGGACCUUCUAAAUAAUGACGAUCGACCAAACUUUUAAUGUCGUAUACAUUAUGGGAAAAGUAAUUGAAUUUACUUGCGUUGUUCAGGUUCGUCAAUUUUAUCACUCCGAAGUCAAAUAUUACUUGUGUCGGCUGACUAUUAUUUUCAUUUGGUUUUAUUUGGAAUUCCUACCACUUAAUUUUACUCUUUUUGUAACGUAAGACACCAAAUUUCACUUGAACUUUAUCAAAAUGUCGAUAGUUCUCUCGUUACGUACAACAAGAGAUGCCUUCAAAUAUUGUGUACGGUGCUCGGGAUGAGCUUUGCACGUUUAAAAUUGACAGUACACUUUUCCGCGUUCUAGGAAAAUCAAUACAACGACGUUUAAAUCGUGCGCGAAUGUAAUAUUUAAGACGCAAAUAAAUCUAUAAAUUUAUAUAUGUAAAUACAUGAUCAUGUACAUGUAACACAUAAAAAUUAUUAAAAAGUAAGAUUCCUUGUACAUUUAGCGAAAACUAUUCGAUCAUGUCUUUAAAUUUGGAGUUAAAAAUUUAUGGUAUUCGAUAUUUCGUAUCUCACGUAUUGUACGGAUUGACGAUGACAACAAGGAGAGUUCAUCAGUCGCGUAAACGGCGUUACGUUAUAUGGGAUUCGACCAAUAUAGAUUUUUUAAAAUGUGCAUUCGUUCCAUAUACUCGGCGGAAAGAAACUAUAUGCAUAUGGAGUUGUUGUGGAGACGGUGAUUGGAAAAUUUCAAAAAGCGUUUAUUAUUUUCCUGUAAAAAGGAAUAAUUCGAAUAUAGCGAAGUAUCCGAGAUAUUCGUAAUCAUGAUAAAAUUUGUUUCUAUGAACUUGGCGCAGAAGUGGUAUAAUAUUUCCUUAUUAUUCGAUAAUAUUAAUAAUAACAGAUACAUUGUACGAGUAUAAACAAAGUUAUUAACGAGAAUAAUAUAAUAUUGCGGCAGUAAUCUAUGUAAGUGUUGUGAAUAAUGAGAUAAUAUUGUUGCUGUGAUUACCUCUAAGAUUGUAAGUAGUAGAUAAUAGAACCAUUGUUAGGUGUCACUGUCUCGAUUCAAUAAAUGUUAUUUGAUUUUAACGAA
Cephus cinctus (wheat stem sawfly) is the source of this 7252-nucleotide messenger RNA. RefSeq names its product paired box protein Pax-6 (gene toy). NCBI's taxonomy places the organism in Eukaryota, Metazoa, Arthropoda, Insecta, Hymenoptera, Cephidae. Gene Ontology annotation, biological process: anatomical structure development; regulation of transcription by RNA polymerase II. The transcript is spliced from 12 exons. Gene Ontology annotation, molecular function: RNA polymerase II cis-regulatory region sequence-specific DNA binding; DNA-binding transcription factor activity, RNA polymerase II-specific. Bases 853 to 2394 code for a protein of 513 amino acids. The record is from RefSeq and is a predicted model, not a curated record.